Molecule: messenger RNA, 2084 nt
Organism: Manacus vitellinus (golden-collared manakin)
Lineage: Eukaryota; Metazoa; Chordata; Aves; Passeriformes; Pipridae
Gene: UCK1
Product: uridine-cytidine kinase 1
Exons: 6
Coding region: 81-632 (183 amino acids)
Cellular component (GO): cytoplasm; cytosol
Molecular function (GO): kinase activity; ATP binding
Source: RefSeq, a predicted model, not a curated record
UCCUGCAGCCAUGGAGAGCUGCGGAGCAUCCCGGCCUGCUCCCGGCUCCGGAGAGGCUCUAUGCUUUUGAUAACGAUUUGAUGCAUUCAACCCUGAAAAAUAUUGUUGAGGGCAAAACAGUUGAGGUACCAACGUACGACUUCGUGACACAUUCUCGGCUGGCAGAGACGACGGUGGUCUACCCUGCUGACGUCGUCCUCUUUGAGGGGAUCCUGGUUUUCUACAAUCAGGACAUUCGGGACAUGUUCCACCUCCGCCUCUUUGUGGACACGGACUCGGAUGUGCGGCUGUCCCGCCGAGUUCUGCGAGAUAUGAAACGUGGGAGGGACCUUGAGCAGAUCCUCACCCAGUACACCACCUUUGUCAAGCCUGCCUUUGAGGAGUUCUGCUUACCGACAAAGAAGUAUGCAGAUGUGAUCAUCCCCCGAGGAGUUGACAACAUGGUUGCUAUAAACCUCAUAGUUCAGCACAUUCAAGACAUCCUGAACGGAGACAUCUGCAAGUGGCAGCGAGGGGCGAUGAACGGGCACGGCCGGACCUACAAGCGCCCGUUCCCGGAGCCCACGGAGAGCAGCAGUGUCCUGGCGGCAGGAAAACGCUCCCACCUGGAGUCCAGCAGCCGUCCACACUAACCUGGGUUUGCCUCUGGUCCAGACCAACGCUGAAGACAACUUUGGGAAAGGACUUCGACAGAAUGGUUGGUGAAGUGCCCUUUAAAUCGUCCUGGCAGUGGAGGGGAUCCUGAUGUGAACCUUCUCACAGAGGGGAGAGGAUGGAGUUGGCCAUCAGCCCCUCUCCCCUCCAAACCCCUCCCUUUUCUCCCUAAGAUGUCUGGAAUUAUGUUACUUGAUGAACUGGUUAAAGGCAGUGCUACUUGCCUUUUUUUAAUUUUCAAAAUGAGAUCUACUGCUGAAGACUUCCCUGAAAAUUAAGCACUAUCAGGUGAUUAGUAAGAUACCCCAUUUCCCUGAUGAUGGGCUUCCUUAGCAGGAAAAUUAUCUGCCUCUUGGGGUUUUUUUUCCUCUAUCCCUGUUAAUUUUAAGAAGCAGAUGCAGCCCUUACUCUUCUCCACCUCGUUGGCACCUUAAGUUCUGGCCUUGCUGUGCUGCUGGCCAGCCUGUGGGGGCAGGGGGUUUGACUUGUAGGGGCAUCUCUGCCCUGAGAUAAGGGUGAGACAGAGGCUGUCUGGGAGAAAUGGGAACUUGCAGUUCACCAGGGACAGGCCCAAGAAGUUUAUUGUCUCUUGAUUCCUAAUUUAUUCCUUUCUAAGCUCCCAAGUCUAGCUACACUGUAUGAUUAUUUUUUUGUACCCAAACAGUCGCCUUUACCACACUUACUGAAUGUGUGAGCUCCAGCUGGAUUGAGUUGCUCAUGGAAACAGAAACCUGACCUUGUCAGUAUUAGUGUCUUUUAGUGCAUUUCUGUACUGCUGGUUGCAAAUUCUGCUGGGCAGAAUCCGUCCACGUCCAGAGAUGGCUGGUGAGACCAGCAAGGGGGGAAGCUGGGAAUGGCAGGACCCUCCUCCUGCUGGCACAGGCAGCUGCCUGGACAUGUUGUGCCCUCAGACAGGAUCAGAGAGCUUGCCUUGCACUCCAGCAGCUUAAACUCAAGAAUGUCUGGUUUUCUAAAACAAGCAGACAAGAAGUAUAAACAGUGACAUCCCAGUUUCUGUAGUUUACCCCAGAUAAGUGAUUACAGUAAAGUGUCUGGAAAAAGAAAAAAAUCUGAAAUGAAGUGCUGGUUGGACCUUUGAAAUUGUCCUUGUGAUACCAUUCUUGAGUCUGGACUUAUGGUGUAAUUUUAAGAAUAAGGGUGGGAGGGAAAUGUUAUUAAGAGGAACUUUUUCAUACUUGCUAGUUUUCUAAAAGCAGCAUCUGGCUGUGUUGGUUGUGGGUGUCUUACUUUGGCUAAUAAACAAAUGAACGAACAGUGAUCAAAAAUGACCAUUUUAUAUAAAAGGUAAUUGUGCUACUUGGACUACAUCAGCAAAAAGGUACAGAAAGGACACUGCUGGAGGAGCUCUUGCACUCAACAGAAUUGUUACCUUUAGUUCUGUCAUGGCUGAAGAUUUAGAAAAAAAAAAA